AGAACGCUCGUCUGUCUUGUUGUAGCUCCCGAUACCUGUAUUGCGGCGAGCACAUUCACAACAGAGUGGCGAUGUUGGUUGCAACAGACAUCCACGGAAGGACGGGCUGUGGCCGAAAGAUGGAACGAGAACCAGAGCAGCAGCGCGGAUCCAGGGCUUCCGAAAGAUUCCAAUGAUUGAAUCGGAGUUUUAAUCUCGCGCCUGUGGAACAAUGGCAAUACGAGUUGUUCUGAUUCUUGGAACGAGGAUCGACCCAUUCAGAUGAGACAAAUCUAGAUCGGAUGAUCGGAGGUGAAGGGCAGUAGUCCAAAGAAUCUUACAGUCCUCGUUCCAUGGAGAAAAUCGGACGAGGGCAGAGAGGCAUGGUUGGGUGACUUGUAGCUCUCACACAGAAGCCAUGGGGCUGGGACCACUAACAACCAAACGAUUUAAGCCGACGGCAAGAGGAGAAUUUCGAACCGAAUGAGCAAUAAGUCACGAUCACUUAUGGCAUGAUUCAGUCCCAGAGAUUCACCAUUUUGUUUAAUCUCUCUUUUGGAAGGGAUCAAGGCCCCACGUGGUCCAGCUAAUCCACUCUACUCAUAUUUGGUAUCAACUUGUGCUCGUUCACAUGCAGGUCCUUCAGAUCCCGGUGGUUAAGCUUUGGCAUUUAGGUCAUGGCUCCGGGUGAUGAUGCUGGUGUGAGACAUCGCCGCUGCACAAAUAGAAAAAUAAUCCGUAGCAGGCUGAGAACAUCCGUCUUUUACUAGAGUGGCGCCGCCUUGUGGCUGCUUGUGAGAUGCAAAAGCGUCCCUGGCUAUGGCGUGUCGUACCUUUACAGCUGCUGGAGGAUGCUCUUGAUUUUUUUUCUUCCUGCAAAGCAUCUGUCGUACGAAUCGAAUUCGAUAAUCUGUACUCCUAGUUGCAGUCACUGAAACUGAGGAUCUCUCUCCUCCUUGAGUCUCGGUGCAUGAAACGUCAAACAGACCCGGAGAAAAUACGUCGGCAGUCAGAUCUACUCUGUACAGGGCUCGGACCUGACGCCAGAGUCGAGAUUCGAGAGUCAAAAUCCCUGCAAUGACUUUCUCCGUCGAUUCAGAAGACUCUUGCCUUCUCGAGCUGAUUCGAUGCUCAAGGACGGGACUGGUCUGGCACCCGAUCGUCGAUCGAUUUUGGGAUGCCUCAGGUCUCAACCGUUUCUUCGGCGGUUUGAAGAAGCAGUUAGAUAGUGGUUCGUGGAGGCCGUGGCCCGAGGCUUGUCUUCGAUGGCCGAGUGACAGUGGGAGUCCUGCCCUCCCCUGCCCUGCCCUGCCUGCCUGCCUGCCUGCCUUCUACAGAUCGUCUCGGCCAUGAAGUCUCGGCCUGCGCUAGUUGGUUUCGUUCGAGCAAUCGAACACGCUUUUCUCGACCUUUUUAGGGCAUUUUCACAGAUUCUUAUCCUUGUGGAUCUGCGUACGCAUGUUGAAGGCAAGAGCUGCCCUUGGGGCCAGGGCAGUUCUCAGCUUGAUGUUUAGGCUUUGCUUUCAGAGCUGCGAAUUCGCUGGAGCUCGGAGUCGGACCGAGCAAACCAGUUUUCAUUCGAUAACAAGUCCGGUUCAAAAUCCCCUGAAUUUCAUCGAUGUGAGAGUGACGCCCUGUGGAUUCAUUCGUUCGUAGGGUUCCAUGAACCCUUUCUCGCUGAGAUUGAUGUUCACGGAUGUCUGAUGGUGCCAAUCGAGUGCACUAUGAAUGGUCCAAAGCAAUUCAGACAUAAGAAAGAGUUGAAUCUUACCGCUCUUGGCCUUGGCACUCUGGAAGCUGAAAAAGAUGGAAAGGUGAUUUCAGCUUCAAAAGAGGUGACCUACCAUCGUCGUGUUCUACGACCUUUAAUCGAAAUCCGAUACACUCCCGCCCGCACAAUAUACAUGGCCAUCGCGCUCCAAGAAUCACGACGAUCACACCCUUGUGUAAGUGCGUUCUCGGUGCAGGGAGAUCCAAAAUCACCUGAUUGAAUUUUGAUUGAUUGAUUCUCCAAGAGGAGACUCGAUUGAUAUCAGGAUACUGCGUUCUUUGUUGCCAAAUACGAGUGUGGCGAUGCGUGAGACUCGUGCUAAUUCUUUGCAUCCCUGGCUUGGAAUUCGACAGGAGAUUUCGAUGCCUCUCGUUUGCAGAUUCACGUGAUAAGAGUUGGCAAGAUUUCGUUCGAUGGCAGGAAGGUCCAUUGAGACCUUUUAGCAAAUAUUUUCUCUAAACGCCUAGUCCACUUCUCGUAAACUCCACCUUGAGCUUUCAUGUUGACUAAUUUUAAUGAAUCUCAUGGUCAGCUCUUCCACGGGGGUCGGUUUGACGGAGGUACCGACCACUACGGAGCUCUAUAACCACACGGGGACAGUUAAUGUUGAUCAUUCAUUGCCCGAUGGGACAUUACCUGGGCAAGAUCGCCGUGUCCAUGCAGUCCUCUUGCAAUCAGAACGACGGGGAAUGGACAGAACUUGCUGGCAUGCCUCGAAGAAAAAUUGCAUUUAUCCGAACAUGAAGUCUUUGAGAACCGUGCAUGAAUUCGUUUCAAAUUUUCUCUCAAUAAUCUCGAUUUCCGUGCAGUAGUGCCCCAUCAAGCCAACCUUGCGCACCAAACGAAAUAAACUCAUGAUCUUCCAAUAAAACUCUGCUCAAUUUGAUGAGAUUUUCGCUCAGUUACUAAUCUUUUCUCACCAAAUCAGGUCGCCAUCUGCUCACAUCUGCCCAUUAUGACAGAAGCUUCGAUUAACUCGAAACGAUGUGCUCCGGAGAAACAUCUCAAAUUCCUCUAGGGUGGAAUCUCAGUUCUGCUCGAGCUCGAGGAUGAGUGAUUUCGGGCUCUCCUGCAUUGACUAGCCGACACUUUACUGAGACAGAGUUUCAGAUAUAUUUGAUCAGUGAAAUCCCACAGCUGGAAAAUUACUGAUGUCCAGAUCGAGUUAUUUUCUGGAGGGUGUGGUUAGAUCCUUUCACCGAAGCGGCUGAGGAUGGGGCACAUCCUAAUGAGCACCUGGUUAGCUUAAGAUUCCUGCAAUGUACUUCGUGAGGUCAUAAACCAACGGAGGCGUGUGCUCGAACUCAAUUGUCGAUAAGCAAGCAAGAAGAAAUGGAUAAUGUGACGACGACGCCCUGCUACUGGUGAAAAUUGGGGACCCGAAAAAACCUUCGCAGAUUUUUUGUGAGUUCUAAUGGCUAUCCAUCGGAAGUAAGGCAUCUGCUUGAAAAAGAGGUCCCCUGAAAUUUGAGUCGUAGGCGCGUGGGGACCUCGAGCCCUCCCUCCGUCCCUCCCUCGAGCCUCGAGGUAGCUCCGCAUUGGUGUGCAUUCUAGUCGUAGCUAGACUGUGGUCCUGGUUACCUGGAGGCUGAUCUUCCCCUCCAUUGGUCCACAACAGCUGACUCCCUUUACACCUACGGUACGGGUCUUGUACUCGAGAGUCCAUAGCCAAACCGUGAUUGCAGCAGCUACAUUUUCAACACCUGAGUUUCGGCCCUCUCCAUCUCAUCUCGAGCACGCACUUUACACAUCCCCCUCAGAGUCCCGUACUCUUCCGACCACAGCGAGGAGACGUAGCUUUCUAUGGUGCUCGAUGGCAUGCGUCGUUCCUGUAAUAAGCUCGCAUCUUUUCUCGUCCACAAUCCAAUCAAGCAGCUGCUGCAUCUGGUGGUACGAGCUGUUUCGAAAGUAAUAUUCUAAUCUGAUGCCAGCAGGUGGCAGCACGCCCAGAGACGAGAAAGUGUGGUUUUGGCUAAAUUCUGCGUUUUCGAGUCAAUGUAAGAAGCUGCCCGCGCCAGCUUCUUCGGUACACAGGAUCUGACCAUGCACUCGUCCCCAAUGCUGGUCCAUCAUGUCCAAUUGGCUUCUGGUGAUUGCGAGAGCUCUGCGUCCGACUCGUCCUCUUACAGAGAGACUGAGCGACAUCUCAUCAGAGCGAUGGAGUCGGUAUAUGCAGAAUAUGCUCGGGAGAUGAUUGGAGCAUUGAGGGCCUGAAUUGAGAAUGGGCUGAAUGUGCAUGGACUCGUUUGUAGAGGUUCAGAGAAUGUUGUUAUGAUUUAAUAAUGCGGGAAGAGGACAAUGAACACGUUCUGCAGAAUGAUAGACUCCGGAUCAAAGUCCCCCGUCUUCAGAACAAGAACAUCAUCAGCUGGUGAUAUUUCAGUCCCAGAGUGCAUACUCCCGCUGAAGAUAUUUCUGAAUCUCCGAGAAAUGCAUGGUGAAGACAUGACAUGCCAGCACCGAAAUGAUUGAAAGCACUUUCCUCAUUUCGUCAUGUCACGUCACCUCUCGAUGCACAAGCAUCGACUCAAAUGCUCGUCCCCAUGAAUUCCUCUUCCAUGACGUCAAAUAAAGUCAGAAAAUCUGGCCGAGCGAGCGCUCUCCAUAUCAUUUCAAUCGCUAUGACAGGAGGAUCAGAUUUGGAGGAUCAUUUUCACGCUCAUACAGAACAACGAAUCAACUUUUUGAAGCCGUCUUUUGCCCAACUGCCUCCUCGUGUACAUGGACAUGUACAGCAAUUAGAAACGAACAUUAGCUGACGAAUCCAAUUUCUUCAGCGGUGUCUUCUCUUAUAUGAUUGGAACGACCCGGCAACACCUUGAGUACAAUAAAGGCUUGUAAAACUGAGGCUGGGAAAGACGAAGUCUACCAUAUUUGUGGCCGUCUUUGCCGCCACCUCAAGAGGCAAGCGACAUUCAACAGAUCCACUGAUCGGACGUUCUGAACCUGUUAUGAGUUUUGUGGAGUUCAUUGCGUGGAACUUCGUUGCUCCAUCUCAAUCUGUUGUUUCCAUUGAAAUUGGGAAAGCAUAAUCGUAUCUGACGAUGUCAAGUCUCCACAUACUAGACUCGAAGCUCCGCAGAACCGCGAAGACCAAAUCUAUCGAGCUGACUUAUCGUGCUGAGGUUCGUUUGAGUCGGUUUGAAUCUCUUGAAUAGAUUCGCUUCAUGUGGAGGAGACUCUGAUGACGCAAUAACGCCGCAUGAAGAAGACCAAGUCGUCAUCUCUGAAUUUCGACCUUCGUAUAUUCGACUUCUCAUAUCACGGAGGAGCAGACAAAGAUUCUUUCCAAUAUGCUUACCAUUUCUCCUCAUUCUAAUCAUUCUAAUGUCAGUGUCUUCUAGUCUGUAGGACGCCUAUGCCCAAGCCUCGCAAAUUUUAUGAGCUUCCGGCACUGCUUACAAUAGAGCAGUUUUUGCCUUGUACUUGCAAGCAGUAGUUGCAAAUAGGUUUCUAAGAUUUUAAAGGUUUCUGGAACGAGGUUUCCAUCUCAUGACCCGAUUUAUUCACAUUCUUUUAAAACUCAGUUCCUGAGGUGAUCUAUGCCCACGUUUAAAAUAUAAUUCU
This is a messenger RNA of Marchantia polymorpha subsp. ruderalis, 5317 nucleotides long. The record is from the annotation of a GenBank genome assembly. NCBI's taxonomy places the organism in Eukaryota, Viridiplantae, Streptophyta, Marchantiopsida, Marchantiales, Marchantiaceae.